This is a messenger RNA of Calypte anna (Anna's hummingbird), 3624 nucleotides long. It is a transcript of the gene RUFY3, whose product is annotated as RUN and FYVE domain containing 3. Gene Ontology annotation, biological process: regulation of axonogenesis. The record is from RefSeq and is a predicted model, not a curated record. Gene Ontology annotation, cellular component: cytoplasm. NCBI's taxonomy places the organism in Eukaryota, Metazoa, Chordata, Aves, Apodiformes, Trochilidae. Bases 57 to 1532 code for a protein of 491 amino acids. Gene Ontology annotation, molecular function: metal ion binding. The transcript has 13 exons.
CGCUGCUACCGCCGGAAAGUUCCCGGGACGGGGCCGGAGCAGAGCUGCCCCCAGCCAUGGAGCAGCGGGACGAGCCCGGGCAGGAGGAGGAGGAGGCGGCGGCGGCGGCGGCGGGAGAAGAGGAGGAGGAGGACGAGGCGGCGACUGUCUCGGCUCCUUUCUUCCUCCUCUACCCCGGCCAUGGAGCCGCCGCCGCCGCCCCGCCCGGCGUGUGGAGACCCCCGGCACCCCGCGGCGGGGCCCCUCUGCCCGUGCUGGUGCUGAGCUACCCGGGACCGGACGGAGCCGACGGUACCGGCAGCCAUCCGAAUUACCUGAUGGCUAAUGAACGCAUGAACCUGAUGAACAUGGCAAAGCUGAGCAUCAAGGGCUUGAUUGAAUCAGCUCUGAACCUGGGCAGGACUCUGGACUCUGACUAUGCCCCCCUCCAGCAGUUCUUCGUUGUGAUGGAACAUUGCCUGAAGCAUGGCCUGAAAGCAAAAAAAACUUUUCUUGGGCAAAAUAAGUCAUUUUGGGGACCUCUAGAACUUGUAGAAAAACUUGUUCCUGAAGCUGCAGAAAUUACAGCGAGUGUUAAGGAUCUCCCAGGACUGAAGACACCAGUGGGCAGAGGAAGAGCUUGGCUUCGCCUGGCUCUAAUGCAGAAGAAACUCUCAGAAUACAUGAAAGCAUUGAUCAACAGAAAGGAUCUCCUCAGUGAAUUUUAUGAGCCCAAUGCACUGAUGAUGGAAGAAGAAGGUGCCAUCAUUGCUGGCCUCCUUGUAGGUUUGAAUGUCAUUGAUGCAAACUUCUGCAUGAAGGGAGAAGACCUGGACUCACAGGUUGGAGUUAUUGAUUUCUCAAUGUACUUGAAAGAUGGGAACAGCACAAAGGGCAGUGAAGGAGAUGGUCAGAUAACUGCUAUUUUGGACCAGAAGAACUAUGUAGAAGAACUCAAUAGACAUUUAAGUGCUACAGUAAACAACCUGCAGGCCAAGGUGGAUGCUUUAGAAAAAUCCAACACUAAACUGACUGAGGAGCUUGCAGUUGCAAACAACAGGAUCAUUACUCUGCAGGAAGAGAUGGAACGGGUUAAAGAGGAAAGUUCUUACAUCUUAGAGUCCAAUCGUAAGGUCACUAAAGACAGAACUGCUGAUGGGCAAGCACUGACUGAGGCACGGAAACAGUUAAAGGAGGAGACUCAGCUGAGGCUGGAUGUGGAGAAAGAGCUGGAGGUGCAGAUUGGGAUGAGGCAGGAGAUGGAGCUGGCCAUGAAGAUGCUGGAGAAGGAUGUUUGUGAGAAGCAGGAUGCACUGGUGGCACUCAGACAGCAGCUGGAUGAUCUCAGGGCCCUAAAGCAUGAACUGUCCUUCAAGCUGCAGAGUUCAGACAUGGGAGUGAAACAGAAGAGUGAACUAAACAGCCGUUUGGAAGAAAAAACAAAUCAGAUGGCUGCCAUCAUCAAACAGCUUGAACAAAGUGGAAAGGAUUUGGUGAAACAGGCAAAAAUCUUAAAUAGUGCAGCAAACAAACUGGUGCAGAAGCAUCAUUAGACAUUUUUAUGUCUGGUCACCUCACAGCUCUGACAUCAGAACUCAUUUCUGAGGGGAGAACUCAAGAAUUGCUAAAAGCAACUGUUUAAAUAUUAAUUGUCACCUAAAGUUGAUUUGGAAUUUGCUGAAUUUUUAAAAUCAAUGAGGUUUUUUUCUUCGGAGAUUUAGAGCUGGGUGUAAGAAUCCCUACCUUUGCCACUUAAACUGUGUUAAAAUACCAAUGAGCUGGCCAAGAAACCCACCAGGAAAGCAUAAUGACCCCUGAGCUCUGGCUCUGUGCACCUCGGUGAUGCAAACCUUACCUUCAGCAGAUGCUUGGUGCAUUGGGGGCCCACCAGGAUCAGAUGGGCCAGCUCUGGAAAGUCAACUAGUUUUAUGUGUUCCCCUUUUUGUGAAGUAGACAAGAAAAAAAAAACCCAAAAAACCCAAAAAAAAAAAAAGCAUCCCUGGAAGUUGUUGAACGUAGUUGUGUGCAUACCCCACUCUCUUCUCUGGGCUGGGUCCCCAGGUCCCAGGGGAAGGGGUGCAGCUCAGCAGCUCCUCAGGGUGAAGACCCAGCCCUUGUGUACCCCAAACUGCUCGCAUCUUGGUGGGAGGGUGGGGACUUAUCCUUAUUCCUUUAAACUUCAUGUGUCCAGAAUUAGUAGCUAGGUGUCUUAGAGUAACAUGAUAGAGUGGUAAGUUCAGUGGAAACCUCCUUCUCUUUGCAUUGCCUUCUACCUCUGCCAUGAACCCCUCUAGACAGACCUUGUGGUUCUUCCUGACAAGAAGGAAGCUGAGGAGAAGUGUUUUGGUGGGGCUCUCCUCUUCCAAGAAAGGGAAGUCACACGUUUUACAAAAAAAUAAUCUGAUCCUUAGAGCAUAAAAUUAAAAAAAAAAAACAAAAAUAACCCAACCAAAAGAAAGCAGAUAUGCAGUGGUGGGGAGUGGAAGUGGUCAUUUGGUACUUGGCCUUUCCUUGUUGGAGUAGCUGAUGGUUUAAAAGGAAGAGGUGCCUUUUACUGUGACACUUCUUUCAUUCACUUCUGAGUUUCUGUUGCUCAAUACAAAUGGGAUUUGCCAAAAGAAAGAACAGCCAAAGCUUGGAGAGAGCUUUCAGUAAGGAAAAACAAUUGCCCAUUUAGCACCCCAGUGCAAAACUUUAACUGUAGCUUGGACUUCUCUAAACUAAUGUCCCCUUCCCUGUGGCCACAGAAGCUGACUGUGCUGGCCUGUCACAGGCUUUAGGUUAUAGGUGCUCCUAGAGAUUCCUUUUUCCUUUGAAAGAGAUAAGAUUUGGGGGUUUUCUGUGUUGAAUAAGGGCUUUUUUUUUUAGCUCUGGUGAGAUGCCUGUAGAAAGUCUUUGGUGCCAGUUUCCCUCUUGUCCUGUGGGACAGUGCUCCUUGGGGCAGCAAAAGGGAGUGAAAGGCACCUGGGGAGAGAACCCCCAGUGGGUUCUGCUUGGGAUGUGUGAAAAUCCUCCAGGCUCAGCCCAGUCCUCCCCUGGGCAAGUGUGUGCCACCAGGUAGCAUGUCUGGGGGACACACAGAUGGAUUGGAGAGCAGUUGGGAUUGUUCUAAACCUCUGCGUGAUGCCCAGGUUGCAUGCUUGGAAGUAGAAACCUCCCCUUCAGUAACCUUUUGCUAGAAAUGCAUUUUAACUACCUGGAGAAAAAGAACAGGAAAUAAUACACAAAAGGUGGAAGCGUUCCUCAAGGAAGCCAAAUAGCUGAUCAGAGCAGGGAACUCCCCUGCCCCUCCCCAGGUGUCUUCUGUGGAGCCAGGGGACUGGGCUGGGGUUGUUUGCUCUCACAGUCACACUAAGAUCAGACAGAAUUAAGGAUUUGGCCAUUUCUGAUGUCAGGCCCAGAGCAGAAGUGCUUUGGUGUGCCAGGCUGUGGAAGGGAGCAGGAAAAUGCACUAAUUCUCAAUAUCAUAGCUAACCUAUGUUGCAAGUUCCAGUUACACGUGUAAAGCUGAAAUGUAACAUACAUUAAAAUCCAAUUUGACUGAAAAUUCUGUGUACUUGAGGUUUGCUUUGAAUCUGGAUAAAAGUGAUGUUUUCUGUUUUUCAUCUACUGGCUGUAAACUGUAGUAAUAGAAUAAAACCUAUU